Molecule: messenger RNA, 3899 nt
Organism: Phacochoerus africanus (Common warthog)
Lineage: Eukaryota; Metazoa; Chordata; Mammalia; Artiodactyla; Suidae
Gene: ARHGEF19
Product: Rho guanine nucleotide exchange factor 19
Exons: 16
Coding region: 1024-3441 (805 amino acids)
Biological process (GO): regulation of actin cytoskeleton organization; activation of GTPase activity
Molecular function (GO): protein binding; guanyl-nucleotide exchange factor activity
Source: RefSeq, a predicted model, not a curated record
ACUGGGGCUGUGUGCUUGAUAAGCAUUACUAUUAAUUUUUGUAUUAGCAUUUUGGAGCAUGGCUAUCCUAUUUAUCAGACCAGGAAAGAGGGAGGAACCAUCCCGUCUCCACUCUAGGCAGGAGAUGAAGAAAGCAGGAAGAAGCAGGGUGAGGAGCUGAACAGAGAGCCCAGUCACAGCUCCAGCUGUCCCCCGCUGGGUCCUCCCCUCCUUCCCUCUCUCCCUGUGUCCCUGACAGUGUCAGUGUUUCCCUCACACCAAUGCUUUCUCCCUAUCUCUGUGCACUGGGUCCCGGGGUAUUUCAGGCAGAACAGUUAGCUACUGCUUCCUCCAGGAAGCCUUCCUGGAAUGCCCAGGUCCAGCUGAGCCCAGCACCCUACUCUGACAGUUCCUCUGAGUUGGUGCUUGCCAACCGGGAUUGUAACUGUUUUUGUUGUUGGCUUCUCCAUGAGACUGGCAAUCCCGCAGGGCAUGAAAUAUUUGCCCAUCUGUCUCUUCGAGUUUUUUUCUGAGCUUCACAUCUGUCUCUGAGUAUCUGGUCUGUCUGAAAUUUUCAGUGUCUCUGUCUCUCUGUCUCCACCGCUGGGUCUCUGAAUGUCUCAGCAUCUGUGGUUUUCUGGUUUUGAGUGUUUUGGGGUCAUGGUUUCUGCUGUCUAAAGGGUCUCCGUUCUCCAGGUCUCAAUCCCUCAGGCUAUCAGGCUCUGCCUCCUGGGUCUCCUGGGCCUGCCAGGCUGGGCGCUGCCCCUUUGGCCCAAGGGGGCCUCUGGGGGGGGUGGUCCUUACUGCCCAGCCUUCCCACAGCGAGGCCAGGCUCGGGUAGGCCCCCGCCCAGCCCGCUGCUUGUUCCCUCCCUCCCUACCAGCUUGCCUCACCACAGGGUUUGAUGAAUCAAACUCUUUGUCUGGGUGGGAUCUCCCCCAGCCAGCUGGGCAGAGACAGGGCUUCCCCUGGCGGAGCAGCCGAAAGACAUCAGCAGCGGGCCUCGGCUGGAGAGGCCCAGGUGGGUGGCAGAGCAAAGGAGGAAUGGACUGUGGGCCACCUGCUACCCUCCAGUCCCAUUUGGCCGGGCCACCUGGCACUGCCCACCACCCAGUAGCAGUGUGCCAGCAGGAGAGCCUGUCCUUUGCGGAGCUGCCCACUCUGCAGCCCCCCAGUCCUGUGUGUCUGGAUCUCUUCCCCGUCACUCCAGAGGAGCUGCAGGCACCUGGCAGCCGCUGGUCCCUGGGGACCCCGGCUCCUCUCCAAGGGCUGCUAUGGCCACCAUCCCCACGAGGCCCAGACACCGAGAUCUCCACCAGUGGGGGGAUGCGGCCCAGCAGGGCUGGCAGCUGGCCACACUGCCCUAGUGCCCAGACCCCAGCUCUGGAGGGAUCCUGGAGUCCCCAUCACCCACAGCCACAGCGCCGGGCCAGCCAUGGCUCAGAGAAGAAGUCAGCCUGGCGCAAGAUGCGGGUGUACCAGCGAGAAGAGGCCCUUGGCAGUCCGGAGGCCCACGCUGUCUUCCUGGAGCCUAGCCAGGCGACAGAGCAGGCCCUGAGCACAGAGGAGCCGAGGCCGCUGGAGCUACCUGGGCCCACCCGAGUGGGCCUUGAGGGGCCUGAGAGGAGGCGCUUCUCAGCCUCUGAGCUGAUGACCCGGCUGCACUCGUCCCUGCGCCUGGGGCGGAAUUCAGCAGCCCGGGCAGUGACCCCAGGGCCAGGCACUGGAACUGCUCGGGAAGGGAAAGCAUCUGGAAGGGAGUCACGCAGUGUAGAAAUGAGGUUGGACACUACCGUGAUGCCGGCACCUGUUGACCCGAGUGGGGGCCAUGGCAGCUGGCCUGAGCCCAGGCUGGGCGCGCAGGAAGAGUCGGCUCUGGGUUCCGGGAGUGCCAGUGAGCGGCGCCAGUCUCGAUUCCUCCUCAACUCCGUCCUCUACCAGGAAUACAGCGACGUGGCCAGCGCCCGAGAACUGCGGCGGCAGCAGCGCGAGGAGGAGGGCCCGGGGGACGAGGCCGAGGGCGCAGAGGAGGGGCCCGGGCCUCCGCGCGCCAACCUCUCUCCGAGCAGCUCCUUCCGGGCGCAGCGCUCGGCGCGAGGCUCCACCUUCUCGCUGUGGCAAGACAUCCCCGACGUGCGCGGCAGUGGCGUCCUGGCCACGCUGAGCCUGCGCGACUGCAAACUGCAGGAGGCCAAGUUUGAGCUGAUCACGUCCGAGGCCUCAUACAUCCACAGUCUGUCCGUGGCUGUGGGCCACUUCUUAGGCUCAGCUGAGCUGAGUGAGUGUCUGGGGGCGCAGGACAAGCAGUGGCUGUUCUCCAAACUGCCCGAGGUCAAGAGCACCAGCGAGAGAUUCCUACAGGACCUGGAGCAGCGGCUGGAGGCAGAUGUCCUCCGCUUCAGCGUCUGCGAUGUUGUGUUGCACCACUACCCUGCCUUCCGUCGAGUCUACCUGCCCUAUGUCACCAAUCAGGCCUAUCAGGAGCGCACCUACCAGCGCCUGCUCCUGGAGAACCCCAAGUUCCCCGGCAUCCUGGCCCGCCUGGAGGAGUCCCCCGUGUGCCAACGUCUGCCCCUCACCUCCUUCCUCAUCCUGCCGUUCCAGAGGAUCACUCGCCUCAAGAUGCUGGUGGAGAACAUCCUGAAGCGGACAGCACAGGGCUCUGAAGACGAAGACAUGGCCACCAAGGCCUUCAAUGCACUCAAGGAGCUGGUGCAAGAGUGCAACGCCAGCGUGCAGUCCAUGAAGAGGACAGAGGAGCUCAUCCACCUGAGCAAGAAGAUCCACUUUGAGGGCAAGAUCUUCCCGUUGAUCUCUCAGGCCCGCUGGCUGGUUCGGCACGGGGAGCUGAUGGAACUGGCACCAUUGCCCGCGGUGCCCCCAGCCAAGCUGAAGCUGUCCAGCAAGGCUGUCUACCUGCACCUCUUCAAUGACUGCCUGCUGCUCUCCCGGCGGAAGGAGCUGGGGAAGUUUGCUGUCUUUGUCCAUGCCAAGAUGGCAGAGCUGCAGGUCAAGGACCUGAGCCUGAAGCUCCAGGGCAUCCCUGGCCACGUGUUCCUCCUUCAGCUCCUCCACGGGCAACACAUGAAGCCUCAGUUCCUGCUGAGGGCCCGGACAGAAAGUGAGAAGCAGCGAUGGAUCUCAGCCCUGUGCCCCUCCAGCCCCCAGGAGGACGAGGAGGUCGUCAGCGAGGGGGAAGACCACCCCCAGGUUCAAUGUGUCAGGACAUACAAGGCACUGCAGCCAGAUGAGCUGACCUUGGAGAAGACCGACAUCCUGGCAGUGAGGACCCGGACCAGUGAUGGCUGGCUGGAGGGGGUCCGCUUGGCAGAUGGUGAGAAGGGGUGGGUGCCCCAGGCCUACGUGGAGGAGAUCAGCAGCCUCAGUGCCCGUCUCCGAAACCUCCGGGAGAACAAGCGGAUCACGAGUGCCACCAGCAAACUGGGGGAGCCGCCUGUGUGAUGGGCAGCAUGGCCUGGGACACCAGCUCCACGGCUCCUGGACAGGUCUGGAGGGUACCUGCCGUGUCUCCACCUCCCAAGCUGCUGCUGCUGGCACUUCUGUUCUGAGGUCUGGCACCAAAGAUACAGGCUGGACACCUUGACGACACCUCCAAAGAGUCUCCCCUGUCCUCGUGCUCCUCAGUGUCCACAGCUCAGGGCCAAGGGUAAUUUCUUCCUCUGGCUUGGAGGACACAACCUGUGACCUCUGGUAUCUGACAAGGAUGGGGGCCUCUGCCUUUCAUGCCCUCGACCCUGCCUGACUCUUGGUCCCUCUGGCAGGGAUCUGGCUGGCAAUGGCUCUGGUGCUGAUGGGUGCUGGGACCUCUUUGUGUAUAUAGUUCUGGAGUCUUCCAGCCUGAGCCUGUAUGGGCCCUAGUUGCUGUGACUUGUCUGUAAAUAAACUCCCAUAAUGCCCUU